Messenger RNA from Priapulus caudatus, 2694 nucleotides. RefSeq names its product purine nucleoside phosphorylase-like. The record is from RefSeq and is a predicted model, not a curated record. The annotation marks the transcript as partial. Gene Ontology annotation, molecular function: purine-nucleoside phosphorylase activity. Gene Ontology annotation, cellular component: cytoplasm. Lineage: Eukaryota; Metazoa; Priapulida; Priapulimorpha; Priapulimorphida; Priapulidae. The transcript has 5 exons. Gene Ontology annotation, biological process: nucleoside metabolic process.
ACGUCCGAUAGCAAGGAAAACAAACCGGAUUCUAGCGCGGCGCUUACUGAAACGUCUGAUUUCAUUGUUGGGAGUCGGGAAAUUCACCUAAUUAGUAUAGUUGACGUCGAUCUUCUUCUAAAGUUAUCACCCAACGGUCUGAAUAAUCCGCAAUGGAGAAGGCUAUACACACUUCAAGUGCCAGGCCAUGCCGGUCGACUUGUCUUUGGGCUUCUGUCUGGCAAGGAGGUGGUCUGCAUGCAGGGACGAUUCCACACCUAUGAGGGCUACCCCAUCUCAACCUGCGCGAUGCCCGUGCGCGUGUUUCACCUCAUGGGGGCUCACACGCUCAUCGUGACUAACGCGUCCGGCGGCCUCAACCCGGCCUUCAACGUCGGUGACAUCAUGAUCAUCAAGGACCAGCUGUACUUCCCCGGGUUCGCCGGUGACAACCCCCUACGCGGGAUCAACGAUGAGAGGUUCGGACCGCGCUUCAUCGCCAUGAGCAACGCGUACGACGCGAAGAUGAGGAAGCUGACGCACCAGGCCGCCAAGGAGCUGGGUCACGAGAAGUUCAUGCGCGAGGGCGUCUACUGCAUGCUGGGAGGUCCGUCGUUUGAGACGAUCGCCGAGGCGAGGAUGCUGCGUCUGCUGGGCGGCGACGCUUGUGGCAUGAGUACGUGUCACGAGGUGAUUGUUGCACGGCACUGCGGCAUGCGCGUGCUCGGCAUCUCGCUUAUCACCAACAUGGUCGUCAUGGACUACGACGAGGUGCGGCUCGCCAACCACGAGGAGGUGCUGGAGACGGGCCGCAAGCGCGGACGCGACAUGCAGAGUCUCGUGCUGAACACCGUGCAGCAAAUAGAGGACCCGGAAGACGACGACGAACUCAGCGCCGCCGUGUAGGAGGGGGAGGAACCCGCGGGGGCGGGGAGGAGGGGGAGGCAGAAGCCAGAGAGAGUGGCUAUAAGAGCUGUAGCUGAUGUGUAGGAUGCUCAUAAGAAGAAGAUAAGAGAAAUAUUCAAAGAGACGAAUAGAGAAUGAAAUAAUUUUAAGCAAAAAAAAACGAAAAACGAAAUCUUACGAAAAAGAAGGAAAUCUAAGAACCUUCAUCUAUUAACUCAGGCUGGCAAAGGUUCUUGCUAGUGGACGGAAUAUAGUGAGUACGUACGUGCUUGAACUCCACAAGUGAAACCAGCCAUAGUCUAAACGAUCUCAGUGUUGCUUGUGUUUGCUUUUCGAUGGCUAGAUGGAAGUCUUCAGUGUGUUCAAACAUAUCCAGCGUGUGUGCCAGUCAGUGUUUACAUGGCGUGCGUGUGUGCGCAGUCAUGUACAGGUUUUAGGGUUGGAAAUCCUUUGUUAACUAUCUCGUAUCACUCGCACUGAAAUAUAAUAUACGUGAAUUUUCGACGAAUGUGAGCAUUUUAAACGUCCGAUCAGGUGUGCUACGAGCCUGCUUACUGUUCUCGUUAGAAGAAACGCAUCACGAACUAACUAACGUAUCCAGAAAGUAAACAAAAAGCACCCGUACUGUGCACGUUAAAUGCUACGCAUGUGGUUUUACUCUGGUGAACGUUGGUUACUGUGAGUUUGUGCAAUGCUAACACACGAUCGGGAGUUCCCUCAUCGAAGUCAUUCAAGAAAUGUAUUUCAUUACACAUUCAAACCACCUCACCUGUAAAUGAUGAAUGGAACAUACAGUACGUAAAAGAGAUGAAAAUAUUUUUGUGAGAUCGGCACGUUUUCUUAUUUAAGGGCACAAGUUAAUUUAGCGAAUUUAUCGUGAAAAAUUAGCACGUGCCGUUUGAUGCUGCAACGCACUAUGGAGAAUAAAUAUUGGAAAGGCAUUGAACACUGUCCUCUUGCUAUGUAAUGGGCCAAUUAUGAAUACGAGUUAUUUGUUAAAACUGUUGCGGGUCGAUCGUUGUUACGUAGUGAGUAUAGACAGACUGUGGCGUUGAACUGCUGCUUGCUAUCAUUUCUAAUAUACAUGAUAUAUGUCUUCAUGUACACAGUGCAUGAUUCCAUCAAUGCUUGAGGUAAAUGGUGGCCAUUUUCUCGUUGUACGGCCAAGCUUGCAUUCUCGUGCUAUAAUUAUUUGUGAAAAUUAGCAAUAACCAGAUGUUGUGAGUGACGCUUGUGCACGUGCACACACAUUCUUGCACGGUGCGCCAGUAGUGGUUCCAUUAUCGGUGCUAGUAGUGUGGUGGCCAACAUUAUACAGAUAUUAGCAUAAUACAAUACUUUUAGUUGUAUAUGUUAUUAGUGUGUAAAGGAUUCUAAUGGAAUUUCCUCAAUUUUUCAUUUGUAAAUGUUAUACGUAAGAAAUUGUCGCUUUCUAUGGGAUGGCUUGCAGCAUAGUUCUAAAUUCAACCGUGCAAACUAUAGCAGCAGCAGAACAAUUAGCAGUUGUAAGCAAUGUAAUUGUCCGUGUUUUUGCAUCAAAUUCAUGAGCUCUACCUAUCCGUUUGCUCUGUCACCUGAAAGGGAGGCCACACAGGUGGAGAGGGCUACACAGUUUAUCGUUUUGAAUAUGUGACUGUCCGGUUAUAGCAUAAUAUUCAACGUUUAGUUGUACAUUUCAUUAGUAAAUCACUAAUAUCUUAUUUAAUUAUACUAUAGAAUUUAAGUAUUUAAUUAUAAUUAUCUAUCAAUGUAAUAAGCACUGCACAACUCUAAACAUUACCAACAAUAUAUAAUGCAUUUCUCUGUUAA